AUGGAGCAACUCCCCAGUGAACUGGUUCCCUUAUCAAUGCUGCAACAUGGGUCGUCUCAACAGGAGCUUUUUAACCUCUCCCUUGAUAACAUCCGCCGAGCUCUCUUCGGAUUCAAGAACGAUGACGCCGGCGAUGGUAGUGAUGCCUGCGACAGCCACGGCAACGGCAAUGAUGAAGUUGGUGACGACGUGGUUGAGAUCUAUGAGAGCUUGCUCAUCGAUUCGAGCGAGGUUUGGGUUGGUAGAAUGAUUGGAGAAGGUCGUCACUCCUUUGUCUAUGAAGGACUGUACGAUUCCAAGUCGGUCGCAGUGAAAAUCAUUCGGCCGUAUGGAGAAUCCAUGACUUAUCAGGAUUACAAGGAGAGAUUCAAAAGGGAGGUCAUGCUUCUCUCCAGGGCCACCCACCAAAACAUUGUGAAGUUCGUGGGAGCUAGCGUGCAACCAUUGAUGAUGAUUGUGACUGAGCUGAUGAGAGAUGGCAAUCUCCAAAAGCAUCUGAGCAGCAUUCGACCCCAGGUUCUGGAUCUGAAGCUCUCGAUUGGCUUCGCGCUGGACAUCGCCGGAGCCAUGGAGUACCUGCACGCCAACAACAUCAUCCACCGUGACCUCAAGCCGAGCAAUCUGCUCCUGACGGAGGACAAGAAGCAUCUCAAACUGGCAGAUUUCGGGCUGGCAAGAGAAGAAGUAACCGCUGAAAUGACCGGUGAAAUGGGCACCUACAGGUGGAUGGCCCCUGAGCUGUACAGCAUCGAACCGUGCCCGAGGGGAACGAGGAGGCACUACGAUCACAAGGCGGAUGUCUUCAGCUUCUCCCUGAUCCUGUGGGAGCUGCUCACCAACGAGACCCCGUUCCACGGGAGGACCACCAUACUUGCGGCCUAUGACGCAUGCCGGAACAUCAGGCCCAGUUUGGAGUCCAUUCCCCAGGAAAUCGUCCCUCUCCUGGAGUCCUGCUGGGCGCAGGACCCGAGGCUCCGCCCAGAGUUCACAGAAGUGACGGGCUUCCUCUUGGGUGUCCUUGACAAACUGGCCUCCAAGGCCGAGGCCGAGGCUGAGGCAGAGGCAGAGGCGGAGGCAGAGGCGGAGGCGGAACUGGCCAAGGAAGCUGCCGAGGAUAAGGGGCCGGAGGACAACGAGCAGGUGAUGAUCGUGGCCGAGCCGAAGGAGGGCCACAAGCGUAAGAAGAGCAGCUUCUUGCCGAGCGUUCGCGGCUGCUUCUACUAUGCCUGCACUUGUAAAGCGGCCAAGUGA
Eucalyptus grandis is the source of this 1251-nucleotide messenger RNA. Its product is annotated as serine/threonine/tyrosine-protein kinase HT1-like. The record is from RefSeq and is a predicted model, not a curated record. Gene Ontology annotation, molecular function: ATP binding; protein kinase activity. Gene Ontology annotation, biological process: protein phosphorylation. NCBI's taxonomy places the organism in Eukaryota, Viridiplantae, Streptophyta, Magnoliopsida, Myrtales, Myrtaceae. Bases 1 to 1251 code for a protein of 416 amino acids. The transcript is spliced from 6 exons.